UCUGUAAUUCUACAUAGGCAUCUCUCUCUCUCUCUAGAUUUCUCCCUAAUUCUUCAUUUAGGAGGGAAAACAUACGCCUUCUUUGUUUAUGUUUUUCCUGUGAAAUCUGGUGUCUGAUUGUCUCUUGAAAUUCCUGAUAUACACUUUUGUUCAUUUUUAACAUGGAGAGUGCAAAGGUGAAGGUUGAAGAGGAAGAAAUUUUGGUUGAAAACGAUGCCCUAAAAGGCGAAAAAUCGGUUCUUGACGGUUCAAUUGCUGAAAAUUUGAAUGCUAAAAAGAGGGGUCGGCCUGAGGAGAAUCACAACGAGAAUAAGUGUAAAGUUUGUGGAGAAAGUAAUGGUCUUGUCAUGAAAACUGGAGAAUCAGAGAAAGGGAAGGCGAUGGAAGAAGAUAAAGGUAGUUUGGGAGAUGUAAAAAAAGAAACUCUUGUCCCUUCUUCCGCUGCAGAAGAAGAAACAGGGAAAGAUCUGGAAGAAGGGGAUAUAGUAAUUUUAAGAGACAAGGGGAAGAAAAAGAGCAAGGGAGAGGUUGAAGCGGAUAUAGUAAUUUUAAGAGACAAGGGGAAGAAAAAGAGCAAGGUAGAGACUGAACGGCGGUAUUCUGGGGUUAGAAAAUCGAUGAAAAUAGUUGAGGAGAGGAUUAGAAAGAACAUUGGGUUGAGUAUCAGAGAUGAUGAAGAUGAGGGGGCAUCAAAUAGGGUGAAGGACAAAAAGAAGAAUAGCAAUGGAACUUUGCUGAAAGAGGGUGAAGUCGGAGCUGAAAUAGCCCGAAUGGAGGAUAAGAAGCGUGGAAAAAUGAGCCUGCGUGAUAAAGGCAAGGGGGAGUGUGAAGGAAAAAAGCUAAAUGGGACUGCAUCAGCAGUUGGGGAAGGGAGGGCGAUUGAAGAAGAUAAAGAUAGUUCAGAAGAAGGGGAUAUAAUAAUUUUAAGAGGAAAGGGGAAGAAAAAGCUAAAUGAGACUGAAAAGCUAAAUGGGACUGCAUCAGCAGUUAGGGAAGGAAGGGCGAUGGAAGAAGAUAAAGAUAGUUCGGAAGAAGGGGAUAUAAUAAUUUUAAGAGGAAAGGGGAAUAAAAAGCUAAAUGAGACUGAACCGCUGCAGUCUGGGUCUAGAAAGGCCAAGUUAAAGGCUGUUGAGAAGAUGCGAUUGGACUCUGCGUUGCGGCAUAUCAAAGAUGAUGAAAAUAGGGGGAGGCGCAAAAGGAAGGAUGCCAAUGGAACUUCGCUGGAAGAAGAGAGAGAAUUCGGAGUUAAAAUACCCCAAAUGGAGGAUAAGAAGACUGAAAAAAGGAGUUUGAGAGAUAAAGGCAAGGGGGAGUGUGAAGGAAAAGAGCUAACUGGGACUGCACCAAAGACCAGAGUCGGAAUGAAAAGAGAUGAGAAUGGAUAUCUGGAAUCAAAUAUGUGUCACCAAUGCCAAAGAAAUGACAAAGGAGAGGUUGUUCGGUGCACGAAAUGUAAGACGAAGCGAUAUUGUGGUCCCUGUAUAACAAACUGGUACCCUAACCUGUCAGUGGAAGCUUUGGCAGAGGCUUGUCCGGUUUGUCAACUGAACUGCAAUUGCAAAGCAUGUUUACGCAUGGAAGUUCCUUUGGAUGUUGCUGCCAGUAUUAAGGAGAAAUCGAAGUUCACAAUUGCCAAAGAUCAGAAGAUUCAGUACUCUAAGUACAUCAUAAAAGAACUCCUGCCAUUUGUUGAACAGAUUCACAAAGAACAAGUGACAGAGAAGGAGCUCGAGGCUAUUAUUCAAGGUGUAUCAGUUUCAGACACUAAAAUCAUUGAAGCAGCAAUUGAUGCAGAUGAGCGCAUUUAUUGUGACAACUGUCGAACUUCUAUUGUUGACUACCACAGAAGCUGUCCUCGGUGUUCCUAUGACCUUUGCCUUAGUUGUUGUCGAGAACUCAGGGAUGGGCGCUUGCAGGGAGGUGAAAAAGGACCAUCUUUUAAAUAUGUCGACUACGGUUUUAAUUAUCUGCAUAAUAUCAAAGAUGAGAAUAUUUCAGAGAAGAAGAAAAUUUCAAAGAAGAGGAAUAUUUCAAAGAAUGUUGGUGAUCAGGAUAUUAGGGUGGAGGAUAAUCUGGAUUCUUCAUUACAAUGGAAAGCAAAGGAAAAUGGUGUCAUUUUGUGUCCACCAACAACCAAGGGAGGUUGUGGUGAAGAAAUUUUGGUAUUGAAGUGUUUGUUACCUGAUGGAUAUGUUUCAAAAUUGCAUGGGGAAGCAGAAGAAAUAAUUGAGGCAUACCAAACCGAAUGUGCCCCUGAAUAUCUAGAGAAUAGUUGUCCAUGUUCCAAAUUUUUGGAUGGAGAUGAUUUCACUAACCAAAAGACAUGUAGAGCAGCCUCUCGAGAAGAUUCAAGUGACAACACUUUAUACUGUCCUUCAGCUGUAGACAUUGGGCAUGGGGAUCUAAAACAUUUCCAGAGGCAUUGGUCAAAGGGUGAGCCAGUAAUAGUUAGUAAAGUACUUGAAACUACCCUUGGCUUGAGUUGGGAACCUAUGGUGAUGUGGCGUGCCUUCAGACAGAUUAAAAACAAUGACCACGAGACACGUCUAGAUGUGACUGCUAUUUCUUGCCUUGAUUGGUGUGAGGUUGAUGUGAAUGUUCACCAAUUUUUCACUUUGUAUUCGAAUGCAUAUACCGAGGCAGCACAUUUUGACAAAGCAGGGUGGCCUCAAAUACUAAAAUUAAAAGACUGGCCUCCAUCCACCUUAUUUGAGCAGAUGUUGCCUCGCCAUGGUUUGGAAUUUAUCAGCUGCUUGCCAUUUAAAGAGUAUACACAUCCUCAAGAUGGACAUUUGAAUCUUGUAACUGCACUUCCUCCACAGUCCAUAAAACCUGAUAUGGGGCCAAAAACCUACAUAGCUUAUGGAUUUAAAGAAGAGCUAGGGCGUGGGGAUUCUGUAACAAAGCUUCACUGCGAUAUGUCUGAUGCGGUCAAUAUCUUGACACAUAUCAAAGGAGUUACAAUUAAACCUAAAAAGCUUGAGGAUAUUCAAAAACUCAAAGCAGAUCAUGCUGUCCAAGAUCUAAGAGAGAUUUUUGGAGUUGUUCAAAAGGAAAUUGGGGAAGAAGUGAAAGCCUCGAAAGAGUCUGAUCUUGGCAAUAUGAAUGAUCCUGACAUGGAUGUUGAGUUAGGAGUUUCAAACAUUGUUGAAAACUGCACUAACGACGAUAGAGAGGAAAACCAUAAGGAGGUCUUAGAGAAAAAAGUUUUGAAUGCUGACGAUUGCAAAAAAGAUAUAAAUAAAGAGAGAUGUGAAGAGAGAGGUUUGCAGUCAAAGGAUCCUCAUACUGAAUGUAAAGUUGACAUGGAUGUAAAUGAUCAAAUACAACUUUCUGAAGAAAAAGUGGUUGUUAACCUUGAUAUGAAUAAUGGUAGUCUUGAUGAUGAUGAUGAUAGUGGAGCCCUUUGGGACAUCUUUAGGCAACAAGAUGUUCCUAAAUUAGAGGAGUAUCUCAAAAGGCACUUCAAAGAGUUUAGACACAUCUAUGGUAAUCUGCUUCCGGAGGUUGUCCAUCCAAUUCAUGACCAAACUAUUUACUUGACUUCAGAGCACAGAAAACGACUUAAGGAGGAAUAUGGAAUUGAACCAUGGACAUUUGUACAGAGGUUAGGCGAUGCAGUCAUUAUUCCAGCAGGCUGCCCUCAUCAAGUUAGAAAUUUGAAGAUUGGGUAGUCCUCGACGACGGUAGAGAGAAAGUUGGGAUGAUGGAGCCGGUGAGAUCGAAACUCAUCGAUCUAAACCCAGCCGAACAAUCAAAUCCGACCAAAAGUGAAACAAGAGAUGGAGAAGAAGAUGACGAAAAUUGAAGCGGACAGAGAUGACAACGGUUGAAACAGAGAUGGAGAAGAAGAUGACGAAAAUUGAAGCGGACAAGAACCGAAGCCUAUGUGUCCAUGACGACCAAGAACAUUUCUUACCAUAAACAAAACCAAUCAACACGACGGAGAGGAAGAAUCGAGAAAAUUGGAAAACAUUUGGCUCAAAUCGUCAUCACAACCACCAUCACUGCUUAGAGGCAUGGGGUUCACAGGGUGAUUAUGUCACCGGGAAGAGAAGAGCUGAAAUGUUAGGUCGUGUUUGGUUAUACAUUAAUGGCUAGAAAUUGCCUCAAAUUGGGCCAUUAAUGGCUGUUCGGUGUGUGUGCUUCAUUUAUGGAGGGCCCUUGAACAUGGUGGUGGCCCGCACUAUUCCUCAAUAAAUGCCAAAAAUUGAAUUUUGCCCAAAGAGGUGAUUUAGCGUUUCUGCAUUGAAAGAUGCAUCUAGUAUGGAGGAAAUUCUCCUUUAUGUCCUCUCAUCGCUCUCCACUUACAAGUGACAACCGAUGAACUAGAGCUUGAGAAAAGUAGCUCCAAUGGCACGUGCAGACCACAAAUCCCUUAUCAAGCACUAGCAGCAUUUAUGGAACGGUAGAGAUAGUAAGAGUGGGAGAGAGAGAGAGAGAGAGAGAAGGUGUGCGUGUAGUUUAUGAAAUUGUUUAUGAAAGUCCGACACCAUUACUCAUCUCAGCAAGCUAAUACAAACACACGAAUCACCCCACUUUUCAUU
Salvia hispanica is the source of this 4547-nucleotide messenger RNA. Its product is annotated as lysine-specific demethylase JMJ29-like. Gene Ontology annotation, molecular function: transcription coregulator activity; chromatin DNA binding; histone H3K9 demethylase activity. Gene Ontology annotation, cellular component: histone deacetylase complex; chromatin. NCBI's taxonomy places the organism in Eukaryota, Viridiplantae, Streptophyta, Magnoliopsida, Lamiales, Lamiaceae. Gene Ontology annotation, biological process: regulation of transcription by RNA polymerase II. The record is from RefSeq and is a predicted model, not a curated record.